CACGCCAGAAACUAAUCCAGAUAGCUAGCCUUUGAUUUCUCACUUCAAUCUGACGAAGUGCACACCUAGGCAACAAACUCGAACGCGCGCGGUAGUGGAGCCGAGAUGCAGGGAGGGGCGACGGCCAAGCAGCAGGCGCGAGACGGUGACCGCGGCGCGGCGAAGACGCCGACGACGGAGGGGAAGGGCGACGCCGCCGGCGCCAAGGCUAGCGCCGACGUGGCGAAGGGCGACGCCGCCGUCGCCAAGGCUGCUGGGGACGACGUCGUCGUAGGGAAGGGCGACGCAGGCAACAAGGCCGGCGCCGGGGCCAUGCACCACGGCCUGUCGGCCGUGGAGGCGAAGGACUCCCAGACCAUCGUCGCGCUGCAGUCGCCGGUGACCGUCAUGCGCCCCGUCCGCGGCGACCUCGAGGAGCACCUCCCCAAGCCAUAUCUGGCGCGAGCCCUGGUGGCGCCGGACAUCUACCACCCCGACGGCACCGCGGCCGACGAGCACGGCCACCACCACAUGAGCGUGUUGCAGCAGCACGUCGCCUUCUUCGACCGCGACGACAACGGCAUCAUCUACCCUUGGGAGACGUACUCCGGAUGCCGUGCGCUUGGGUUCAACAUGAUCCUGUCUCUCUUGAUCGCUCUUGUCGUGAACGGGACCAUGAGCUAUGCCACGCUGCCUGGGUGGCUGCCGUCCCCUCUGUUCCCGAUCUACGUCCACAACAUCCACAAGAGCAAGCAUGGCAGUGACUCUGGGACCUACGACAACGAGGGCAGGUUCAUGCCAGUGAACUUCGAGAACCUGUUCAGCAAGUACGCGCGCACUUCCCCGGACAGGCUCACCUACAGGGAGCUCUGGUCGAUGACGGAGGGGUUCCGCGACGCCUUCGACCUCUACGGCUGGAUUGCGGCGAAGCUGGAGUGGACGAUCCUGUACGUGCUGGCGCGGGACGACGAGGGGUACCUGUCGCGGGAGGCCAUGCGGCGCGUGUACGACGGCAGCCUCUUCGAGUACGUGGAGAGGCAGCGCGCGCAGCACGCCAAGAUGUCCUAGCUAGAGGGAAGAGGAUGCGACGUGGGCACGUGGCCUCGAUCGCGCGUGAAUGAAAUGGAAGCCAAGUGAACCUGUCUCGGCUGGUAUGUAGAUAGUGAGAAGGGUGUCGGCCGGAAAACAAGCAGCCGUGUGUACUACUCCCUCAGCUCCCAUCAAUAACGCAGAGUUCGCCGGACCGGCACCUCCCCAUCUUUGCUACUUCAACCUGGUUUUUCGCGCGGUUUAUGUGGCUGUCUGAAGCGAGACAUGAAUUUGCGUAUUGUUUAAUUUUACAAAACUACUGAAAUGAACAAAAUUGGCCUAUU
This is a messenger RNA of Zea mays, 1352 nucleotides long. RefSeq lists its product as uncharacterized. Gene Ontology annotation, molecular function: calcium ion binding; monooxygenase activity. Lineage: Eukaryota; Viridiplantae; Streptophyta; Magnoliopsida; Poales; Poaceae. The transcript is spliced from 6 exons. The coding region runs from base 106 to 1047 and encodes 313 amino acids. The record is from RefSeq and is marked provisional.